GGUGCCCUGUCUCCCCUAGGCCCACAGGUGCUGCCCUGCAUGGUGACCCUGGGGGACGCGGCCCACAGCAUGGCGGAUGGGCUGGCCCUGGGGGCUGCCUUGGCCAGCUCCUGGCGAGCUGGGGUGGCCACCGGGCUGGCCCUGCUCUGCCAUGAGCUGCCCCACGCCCUGGGGGACCUGGCGGUGCUGGUGCAGGCGGGGCUGAGCUGGCAGCGGGCGCUGGCGCUGGGGCUGGCGGGGGCCCUGCCCAUCCUGCCGGGGAUCUACAUCGGGCUGGCCCUGGGCACCGCAACCGCUGCCCGCACCUGGCUGGGCGCCCUGGCCACUGGCCUCCUCCUCUACCUCGCCCUCUGUGACAUGGUGCCAGCCAUGGUGGCAGCACGGGACCGGCAGCCAUGGGUGCUGCUGGCGCUGCAGAGCACUGGGCUGCUGGCAGGCUGGGGGCUGCUGCUGCUGCUGGCCCUCUACGAGGACAGCAUCCUGCGCUGAGCGCCACCGGCAGCGCCCCCCAGCCCCGCUGAGUGCCAUCCUGGCACCACGUCCUCUGGGCAUGGCCUGGCAUGGCCCAGCACCGCGCCCCAGCACCGAGCACCGGCCCCUGAGCCGCGCCCCAGCACCCCGGCAUGGCCGGCGUGGGCCAGCAU
Molecule: messenger RNA, 644 nt
Organism: Falco peregrinus (peregrine falcon)
Lineage: Eukaryota; Metazoa; Chordata; Aves; Falconiformes; Falconidae
Gene: SLC39A4
Product: solute carrier family 39 member 4
Exons: 3
Coding region: 40-489 (149 amino acids)
Biological process (GO): intracellular zinc ion homeostasis; zinc ion import across plasma membrane
Cellular component (GO): membrane
Molecular function (GO): zinc ion transmembrane transporter activity
Source: RefSeq, a predicted model, not a curated record